This is a messenger RNA of Marchantia polymorpha subsp. ruderalis, 3168 nucleotides long. The record is from the annotation of a GenBank genome assembly. Lineage: Eukaryota; Viridiplantae; Streptophyta; Marchantiopsida; Marchantiales; Marchantiaceae.
GUUCUGAAUGCUCUCUAAGCUUUGCAAACCUAUCCCUAUUCAGAAGAAUGGUACGCAAAACUUGGAAGCCAAAUUAUCAUGAGCAGAUACUGCAUGUGAUGGAUUUAACUUAUACUCUGUUACAAUCAUAAAUUGUUUUGACCUAAAAAGUUAAAAAUACCUAUGUCACGCCAGGCAUUUGAGCCAAAGAGCUCUACAACUAUGUGCUCUUCAACUGAAGACUCUGCCCAGUCAAAGAGAACUUUAAAAGAGGCAAGACAAGUCCAGCACGGGGAACAAGCGAAGGAUAUGGAGCAGGAAGAAGACAAAACCCUCGAACUGGACAUUCCCUAUUCAAUGAGGCGUAAGGCGCAAAACCUGGAGCCAUGUGCCCGUUCCUCCCAAACCCUGAAGGAAACCUUGACGUACCUGAGGCACGGCUACUGGUUCGGCUGCAAAACCCUCAACCCUAAGUGCUCCGUCCAGCAGUUAAGACUCCAGUUCGUGUUAGGAUGUGGUGCAUCUGAAUGUUAGGUCGAUUGUGAAUGUCUGCAGACUGGAAACCCUAACACUCGGUUUGAACAACAGGCAGGCAAACGAGGAAGAAGUAUUUGUUUCCUUCCAAGUUCAGCUGAUGUGGGAGUUCAGCUUCUGACUGGACUGUAGUACGCUGUUACCUGCGCCUGCUCCCGAGAGUUGUGUAGCGUUGGAGGGUAACAAAAUCUGAAGUGAUUUUGGAGACGCCUGCGGGGUUUUUAGGGUUCUAGCAUGGAGACAUUUUCUAUAUGCUUUAAACUCGAAUGUGCUGUGGCCUAGAGUCUUUUGAGAUUUUGAGCCGGGCUUAGAGGCUGGCGCAAGCGUCUGGGGCUUGAUUAUCAGUCGUUGUGUCGAGAAGUGGAGCACACAGAUAUUUGAGCUUGAGGUUGUGUAUUGCGUAUGAGAGUUUAGCUCGGAGGUCGUCAAAAUGUUGGUGCUGUUCGAGACGCCUGCGGGCUUUGCCCUCUUCCAGCUGCUGGAUGAGGGGAAGCUCGACAAAGUCGAGGAUUUAUGGAAAGAUUUCGAGACUCAAGACGCCGCCAGGAAAGUUGUGAAGCUGAAGGCGUUCAGCAAGUUCGCCAACACUACGGAAGCCCUGGGAGCUGCCACUGCAUUAGUUGAUAGUAAACUCAGUAAGGGGUUGAGGAAAUUCUUGAAGGCAAACUGUGAAGGGGAAACGCUUGCCCUUGCUGACUCGAAGUUGGGUAACAUUAUCAAGGAGAAGCUGGCAAUCGACUGUGUGCACAACAGUUCGAUCAUGGAGCUUAUGAGGGGACUCCGUUCUAUGGCCGGUUCACUUAUCACUGGUCUUGAGGGAUACGAAAUGGCCCCAAUGAGUCUGGGAUUGUCUCACAGUUUGUCCAGGUACAAACUGAAAUUUAGUCCAGACAAGGUGGACACCAUGAUUGUUCAAGCCAUUGGGCUCCUGGACGAUCUAGACAAGGAGCUGAACACUUACGCCAUGCGAGUGAGAGAAUGGUACGGUUGGCAUUUCCCCGAGCUGGGAAAGGUCAUCCAGGACAACAUACAGUAUGCUAAGUGCUGCAAGCUGAUGGGCAGUCGAAUAAAUGCUGCCCAGCUCGAUUUUUCAGGAAUCAUUGCAGAGGAGCUGGAGCAGGAGUUGAAGGAUGCUGCCGUGAUUUCCAUGGGAACCGAAGUGAGCGAGCAGGAUAUGGUGAACAUCAAAUCGCUUUGUGAUCAAGUCAUUGCCUUGUCUGAGUACAGGGGCCAGCUUUUCGAUUAUCUGAGGAGCAGGAUGAAUGCAAUCGCACCGAAUUUGACGGUGCUUGUAGGAGAGCUUGUCGGUGCCCGUCUGAUCGCCCACGCCGGAAGUUUGAUCAAUCUUGCAAAGCACCCAGCCAGUACCGUUCAAAUUCUCGGUGCAGAGAAAGCGCUGUUCAGGGCUCUCAAGACGAAGCACGAGACUCCCAAGUACGGGCUUAUCUACCACGCUUCCCUCAUCGGACAAGCUGCACCAAAGUUCAAGGGUAAAAUCUCUCGAAUUCUAGCUGCCAAGUCUGCUCUGUCUAUCAGACUGGACGCAUUGGGUGAAGGGAAUGAGGCAACUAUAGGAUUGGAGAACAGGCUGAAGGUGGAGGCCAGGUUAAGGCAGCUGGAGGGCAGAGCAUUAGGAAAGAUCAGCGGUACCGGGAAGAGUCCGGGUGGCAAAAUUGAGGCGUACAACAAGGACAAGAAGACUGGGUCCUCACUGAUUACUCCUGCGAAGGCCUACAACCCUGCCGCGGAUUCGACCAUGGGAGCUGAAACACCCACUCCCGCCAAGAAGCAAAAGAAGAAGUCGAAAGAAGAGGAGUCUCCCGUCGAGGAAGUGGCCGUCGUGGCAGAGCCCGAGAAGAAGAAAAAGAAGAAGAAGGACACAUCUGGCGAGGAUGUCCCAGCCGUUGAGGUGGCUGCUCCAGCCACGGAAGAGAAGAAGAAGAAGAAGAGGAAGGCAGAGGCUGCCGAAGCCGCGGAGGAAGCUGAUAACGGGGCGGUGAAGGAGAAGAAAAAGAAGAAGGAGAAGAAAGCCUCAAGUUAGCAAGCACAAUAGGUGCUCUUGUAUUACUUAGGACCAUAAUUACUGUGUAGUAUUUUUGCUAGUUAAUCUUUCUGGUGACUAGAGGAGCAUCUGUCACUUAAGUUUUGGACUCUUCUCAAACGACGGAAGGUGGUUCACAGUUUCUCUUGGUCGUUCUCGAGCUGUACAACCAGGUAUCACAUUUGUUCCACAAUUUUGUCCAGUGAAACAUUUGUUACUGAAAUAUUCUCUUCAGUGAGUUUGCAGGGUUGUGAAUUUUGCCGAGCCUGCACUGAUAGUAAUAGAUAAUUCGCUCGGGUUACGAACCACGAAAUGUAUCAUAGUGAACGGCUCUCUACGUGGCUGGCUUCUUGUCAGUUUUCUAACUUAACAUUCAAGUUGCUUACACUACGAAGUGCAGAAUAACAUUGCUGGAUUAUCCGUGGGAGUUUUUAGCAGCUUAGUCAAGAUUUGUCAUCUGUAUAUCCUGCAUCCAUCACCGCUUUCAUUACAUGUGUACUAAACAUCUUGGCCUGCGUCAGAGUAUUUUAGAAGCUUCAUGGACCGUAGUUGGUCAUGCUAUAUGUGCCGGACAUCAUCCGGGCAGUGCUUGUCUACAUUUCUGUGUUAAUAGA